Pongo pygmaeus (Bornean orangutan) is the source of this 2361-nucleotide messenger RNA. It is a transcript of the gene ZNF547, whose product is annotated as zinc finger protein 547. Gene Ontology annotation, biological process: negative regulation of transcription by RNA polymerase II; regulation of cytokine production; regulation of immune system process. The coding region runs from base 876 to 2084 and encodes 402 amino acids. Gene Ontology annotation, cellular component: nucleoplasm. Gene Ontology annotation, molecular function: DNA-binding transcription repressor activity, RNA polymerase II-specific; RNA polymerase II cis-regulatory region sequence-specific DNA binding. The transcript is spliced from 4 exons. The record is from RefSeq and is a predicted model, not a curated record. NCBI's taxonomy places the organism in Eukaryota, Metazoa, Chordata, Mammalia, Primates, Hominidae.
AGAAAGGCGCAGACCUGCCAUAGGAAGGAUUUUGUCCUCUGCCUAGAAAAAGGGAGGCGUGGAUAGGAUAAGGAAUGGGCUUGGGAUGGAGACUAAGGUUUGAGAUGGUUUAUAUUCUGCACCUACAGGCUUGGCUGACCCUCAGGGCCACUCUUUGUGGGAAAAGAAAGAAGUUAUCCAGGCUAGUGGAGCAGCUGGGUUCUAAACUAGGGCACUGCUUUUUCCCCUUCUCCACAUAUCAAGGCAAGAUUGGAUGAUCUACUGCCCCAGUCAAGGUCUCCCAGCCAGCUCCCCUCAGAGCCUUAUAUAACAGGCAGGCCUGGUUGCACAGAGGACCAGUAGCUGACCUACCUGCUCAGCCCUUCCCUACAACUCAUUAAGAAUAUAUGAAACACUUAUUGGUAUAAGCACUAACCAGUGUCCUUCUAAAUGUGUACACGUAGGCAGUUAGAAGUGAAGCUAUUCAUGGAGUUAAAUUCCUGCAAACACUACAUAAUUGAUUUGACCCAAAUUUGCCUAUAAUUAUCAACAAACCAUGGAAAAUUUUAGUAUCCUCUAAAAUUUUAAAAGCUAAAAAUAUACACCUUAGUUUUUGAAAUUCUACUACAUCAUUUAUACUGAAAACAUAUAGUAAACCAUUAAUCCAAGAACAGUAAUAGCUGGUAUAUAUGAUGAGCUAUGAGUGUUUGACACCGGUAAGAGCCCUAUGAGGUGGGAGCCAUUCUUACAACCUAUUUACAGAUGAGAGCACUAAAGCUCCAGCAGGUUCAGUUCUUUUCUAGAGUCACAGUGCUGCUAAGAGCCAACACUGAAGUCUGAGGAGCUGAGUUUAUACAAUCAACUUGAGAUCAGUUUGCUUUAGGGGUCCCCUGGCGAUGGCAGAAAUGAACCCUGCACAGGGCCGUGUGGUUUUUGAGGACGUGGCCAUAUAUUUCUCCCAGGAGGAAUGGGGGCACCUUGAUGAGGCUCAGAGAUUGCUGUACCGCGAUGUGAUGCUGGAGAAUUUGGCCCUUUUGUCCUCACUAGGUUGUUGCCAUGGAGCUGAGGAUGAGGAGGCACCUUUAGAGCCAGGUGUUUCUGUAGGAGUGUCACAGGUCAUGGCUCCAAAGCCCUGUCUAUCUACCCAGAAGACCCAGCCUUGUGAGACAUGUAGCUCACUUCUGAAGGACAUUCUGCGUCUGGCUGAGCAUGACGGAACACACCCCGAGCAGGGACUGUACACAUGUCCAGCACAUCUUCACCAGCACCAAAAGGAGCAGAUUAGAGAGAAACUUUCUAGAGGGGAUGGAGGAAGACCGACAUAUGUGAAGAACCACAGAGUUCACAUGGCAGGGAAGACCUUCUUGUGCAGUGAAUGUGGGAAAGUCUUUAGCCACAAACAUAAACUUGCUGACCAUCAGAAAAUCCACACUGGAGAAAGACCUUAUAAGUGCAGCAAAUGUGGGAUGUUGUUUAUGGAAAGGUCCACACUCAAUAGACAUCAGAGAACUCACACUGGAGAAAGGCCUUAUGAGUGCAAUGAAUGUGGGAAGGCCUUUCUUUGUAAGUCUCACCUUGUUCGUCACCAGACAAUCCACUCUGGAGAAAGGCCUUAUGAGUGCAGUGAAUGUGGGAAAUUGUUUAUGUGGAGUUCCACACUCAUUACACAUCAGAGGGUUCACACUGGAAAGAGGCCUUAUGGUUGCAGUGAAUGUGGGAAGUUCUUUAAGUGCAACUCAAACCUCUUUAGGCAUUACAAAAUUCAUACAGGAAAAAGGUCUUAUGGUUGCAGUGAAUGUGGGAAAUUCUUUACGGAAAGGUCUACACUUAGUAGACAUCAGAGAGUUCACACUGGAGAAAGGCCUUAUGAGUGCAAUGAAUGUGGGAAAUUCUUUAGCUUGAAAUCCGUCCUCAUUCAACACCAAAGAGUUCACACUGGAGAACGGCCUUAUGAAUGCAGUGAGUGUGGGAAGGCCUUCCUUACAAAGUCCCACCUCAUUUGUCAUCAGACAGUUCACACUGCAGCAAAGCAGUGCAGUGAAUGUGGGAAAUUCUUUAGGUAUAACUCCACACUUCUCAGACAUCAGAAAGUCCACACUGGAUAAGGUCCUUAUGAAUGUAGUGGUUGUGGGAAAGCCUUCAGUCGCCAACAUAUUGUGUGGCUGGACACAGGCCGUACACACUGGAGAAAGACUGAGUGCCGUGAAUGUGGGUAAUUAUGUAGGUACAGCUCUCCAAUUGCUAUGUAUCAGAGAAUUCACACUGCAGAAAUGUGUGUUCAGCAAACUUGGGACAUUAUUUUUGUUUGACUCUCAUCUCAUUAGAUGUUGGAGAGUUUACACUCCAGCAGAGUAUUUUCAAUAAAGUAGAAAGUGGUAAAGA